Molecule: messenger RNA, 2001 nt
Organism: Temnothorax curvispinosus
Lineage: Eukaryota; Metazoa; Arthropoda; Insecta; Hymenoptera; Formicidae
Product: dipeptidase 1-like
Exons: 6
Coding region: 613-1854 (413 amino acids)
Biological process (GO): proteolysis
Molecular function (GO): metallodipeptidase activity
Source: RefSeq, a predicted model, not a curated record
GACAUUAUAGCUGAUAAAAUUAUUAAGACAUCUACGAAUUGGACGACUGCAAUCUUUUAAGGAGGUUCUACAGAUAGUGUAUAAGAAUGUGUAUAAGAAAAGUUGAAAAUAUUACUAACCUCACGUAACCUUUUAUCUGCCAAUGAUUUUUGGGCAUUUUCCAUUCGAAGAACAACUUUCUUUUUAGCGAAUUUUCCUCUUUUGACACCACGCAAGAUUCUAUCCUUAUUUCUCCAAGAAUUGGUCGGGCUUGGGGGAGUCAUUAUAAAUUUAUAACACAGUCACUGACUAGAAAAGGACCACGGUCAUAUGAGCAGAACAGCGAGACCAAGCGAGACUCAAGUUCGCGACGUUAGUGACGUUACCACAUUUUCAUGUAUAAGCCGGAGUCAAAGGAGCGCUUAUAUGAUAUUUUUAAUUAUUCCUCCCUUCGACUAAUAUGGAUAUAAUAUAAGCUCUAACGUCAUUAAAAUUCAUGAAAAUAUUUUAUGAAUACUUAGAAUUGAUAAAUUUGAAGAUUUUCUCUUCAUGUAGAACCUCCUUAAUUUAAUAAAAGAUGCAGAUUUUGAUCAUGGACAAUGUACUGCAGGAGGCAGUGCCGUGAGAAGAUGGAUGGUGAUGACCGGAUUCUUCUUCCUCGGAUGUGCCUUGGUGGCCGGCGUGGGACUGCCUCUCGCCUUGGAACUUCGAAGUUCUCAUCUGCUAGAAGCUAGGUUGCAGGUGGUCCGGAGAAUGCUCUCAGAGAUUCCACUGAUCGAUGGACACAACGACUUCGCCUGGAACCUGCGCAAGCACCGCGGCAGCACGAAGCUGGAUAACUUCCCCUUCGACGAGGACCUGUCGCGCAACAGCAGCUGGGGCCCGCAGUGGCAGACCGACCUGAUCCGCCUGCAGCAGGGAAUCGUCGGGGCGCAAUUCUGGUCGGCCUACGUGCCGUGCGAGGCCCAGUUCCUCGACGCCGUGCAGCUCACCCUCGAGCAGAUCGACAUCGUGCGCCGGCUCACGUCGCGCUACCCCAAGCGCGUCCGGCUGGUGACGACGAGCGGCGAGCUGGAGAACGCGCACCGGGACGGGGUGAUCGCCAGCCUGGUAGGGAUAGAGGGUGGCCACAGCAUCGGCACCUCCAUGGCGGUGCUGAGGAGCUUCCACCGGUUGGGCGCGCGCUACAUGACCCUGACCCACAAGUGCAACACGCCGUGGGCGGACUCGUGCUCUGUAGAUGAUCCGAACUCGGACGCGCCCUCCGAUUUUCACAGCGAUGGCCUCUCGCCGUUUGGCAAAGCGGUUGUCCGGGAGCUGAAUCGACUCGGUAUGCUCGUGGAUCUCUCUCACGUUUCGGUGAGGACGAUGAGGGACGCCCUCGCCGUGACAAAGGCGCCCGUUAUAUUCUCGCACAGCGCUGCCAAGGCUCUCUGCAACUCCUCGAGCAAUGUCCCAGAUGAUGUGCUGCGGAAUUUGUCCCUCAACGGCGGUCUGGUUAUGGUCAGUUUCGACAGCGCGCACUUGAGCUGCAGCGAUAAGGCCUCCAUGUACGAUAUCAUAGCUCACAUCAAUCAUAUCAGACGAACAGCUGGUGUGAACCACGUGGGCCUCGGUGCGGGCUACGACGGGAUAUUGAGGCCGCCGACGGAAUUGCCAGACGUAUCUGGCUACCCCUUGCUGCUGGCCGAGCUGACCAGAGACCGUAGAUGGUCCGCGACCGAUAUAAAGAAGCUUGUGGGCGGAAAUUUGUUGCGCGUCCUCAAGGAGGUGGAGGAUUACGCGGCGACUCUGUCGCAUCAGUUUCCAGCGGAGGAGUGGAUUCCUCAGGAACUCAUCGAGGACAGCGCCUACUGCAGAUACCACGACACGUAGGGUCGUCUCUCUUUCUCACCCGUUUCCGUCAUCGACAUUGUCAUUUGAUUUCUAUGAGGUAUCUCUCACUUAAUAAAAAAACGCACCGUGUCAUCUUUGUACCUGGAGCGCUGUUUUACAUUUUUAAUAAAGUAGCGGUGGACUAUC